GCUGGGGCGACAGACUGUCAACUCAGAACAGUGGCAGUGUGUUGGCAGGGAGACGGUGGAGGGUAUAUCUCCGCAAUGCCAAAUAAAAUGAAAAAGGAGAAGGAAUCUCCUAAGUCUGUAAAAGCUAACAAACCAGGAGGAGAAGAUGGACAAGAAAAUUAUUCUGAACAUGAAGACUCCAACAGGAAGAACAAUGCCAGUAAUACCCCCCCCACCACACAGCUCCUGAAGGGGAAGCAGCUAGGCCCACAGACGCCUAUCAAGAAGGAGAAGAGGCAAAGCUCCUCCCGCUUUUGCCUCAGCAACAACCGAGAGCUGCAGAAGCUGCCUGCCUUAAAAGAUGUCCCCCCCGCGGAGCAGGAGAAGCUCUUUGUCCAGAAGCUGCGGCAGUGCUGUGUGCUCUUCGACUUCGUCUCGGACCCGCUGAGUGACCUGAAAUGGAAGGAAGUGAAGAGGGCGGCUCUGAGCGAGAUGGUGGAGUACAUCACCCACAACCGCAGCGUCAUCACCGAGCCCAUCUACCCCGAGGUGGUCCACAUGUUCGCAGUGAACAUGUUUCGGACGUUGCCGCCCUCGUCCAACCCCACGGGGGCGGAGUUCGACCCUGAGGAGGACGAGCCCACGCUGGAGGCCGCCUGGCCGCAUCUCCAGCUUGUCUAUGAAUUCUUCCUAAGGUUUUUAGAAUCUACGGACUUUCAGCCAAACAUAGCGAAGAAGUACAUUGACCAGAAGUUUGUGAUGCAGCUUUUAGAACUGUUCGACAGCGAGGACCCUCGGGAGAGAGACUUCCUGAAAACCACUCUGCACCGGAUUUACGGAAAGUUUCUGGGCCUGAGGGCGUACAUCAGGAAACAGAUCAAUAACAUAUUCUAUAGGUUCAUUUAUGAAACAGAGCACCAUAAUGGAAUAGCAGAAUUGCUGGAGAUAUUAGGAAGCAUAAUCAAUGGGUUUGCCUUACCGUUGAAAGAGGAACACAAGAUUUUCCUGCUGAAGGUUUUGCUGCCUUUACACAAGGUCAAGUCGCUGAGCGUCUAUCAUCCGCAGCUGGCAUACUGUGUGGUACAGUUUCUAGAAAAGGACAGCACUCUCACAGAACCCGUGGUUAUGGCUCUUCUCAAAUACUGGCCAAAGACUCACAGCCCAAAGGAGGUGAUGUUCCUGAACGAGCUGGAGGAGAUUCUGGACGUAAUCGAGCCGACAGAAUUCGUCAAGGUCAUGGAGCCGCUGUUUCGACAGCUGGCCAAGUGCGUCUCCAGCCCACACUUCCAGGUGGCAGAGAGAGCACUGUACUACUGGAACAACGAGUACAUCAUGAGUCUCAUCAGUGACAACGCAGCCAAGAUCCUCCCCAUCAUGUUCCCCGCCCUCUACCGCAACUCCAAGACCCACUGGAACAAGACCAUCCACGGUCUGAUCUACAAUGCCCUGAAGCUCUUCAUGGAGAUGAACCAAAAGCUGUUUGAUGACUGUACCCAGCAGUUCAGAGCAGAGAAGAACAAAGAAAAGGCGAAAUGGAAAGAACGAGAAGAGGCUUGGGUGAAAAUCGAGAACCUUGCCAAAUCAAACCCACAGUUCAUUGUGUACAUCGAUUCCUCCAGCCUCAACAGUCCAGUAGAAAUGGAGACGGACGGUCCGUUGAUAGAAGACGUCGCAAUGUUAAAAAAGACUGUAGAGGAAGAAGCGACUCAGCUGAGCAGGGACCAGCAGAAGGAGCGGCCUCUGGUGCGGCGCAAGUCCGAGCUGCCUCAGGAUAUCUACACCGUCAAAGCCUUGGAGACCCAUCGGCGUGCCGACGACAUGCUGACCACCCACGAUGGACACUAGGCCCCCGGGCCCCCUCCGCAAACCGCCGCCUCCAACGCCCGCACGUUCCACUCGACCGGCUCCUCGGUCGCCAAACCACGCCGCCCCGGUCCGGCAGAACCCAUCGCAUCGAAAGCAGCGGUGCUGGAACAGGGCAGGGUAUCACCCCAAUCGUCCAAUCACACCACCCCCCCCUCCCUCUCUCCCCAGUGUGGACGCAUGACUUCGCCAUCCCCCUCUGCUCCAGUCAUUAGGGUUUCUGCAUUCUCAGGUGUUCCAUUUGAUUUGAUUUCUCCUUUUUUCCAUUUCCUGUGACCUGAAUGUUACCUGUGCCUGGAUUGUACAUUUUCUUGUCAUUUCGUAAAAGUAAAAAAAGACAACAAUAAUAAUAAUAAAAAUAAGAGAAGCGUUUUGUUUUCCCAUCCGAGCUCUGGUUCCGAGAACUGUGCUGGGUCAUCCACAGACGGGGAUGUGCACCAAGGGGAGGUGGUCGCUGGCUGUUUUUUUUUUUGCCGGCUUUCGAAGGGAACAUACCGGAUAAAAGUGACACUUUGGGGGACAGACUUUUCACUGACCUUUUCUUUUAACCCCAGGGACGGCACCAAGAGCCAAGAGCUGACUGUUUUUGUUCACCCCGGCAACAGCUUUUUUUCUCCCCCAAUGGGAUGGAUGAGAAGUGAAGGAGGGUUAUGUGCGGAGUGUGUUUCUCUGACUCUGGUGUUUUUAUUUAAGAUAUUUCCUUUUGACGUGUCAUGCUAAAGAUGACAGAAGUGGAUCCCCCCCACCAGAGGAUUUCCAAGAGGAAUGAUCCCCCCCCCGGACAUCAGUAGGAAAUACUUCAUUUUGUGCCAUACCAAUUGCUUGUAACAAGUAAAAAAAAAAUUUUUUUAAUUGCAUUUUAACUUUGGAUUUUCGGCAGGUUCUUAGGCCAUAGGUUUACCUAAAAUGGAGUGUGAGUAUUUGGUGGUUCAAACAAUGGUAAACCUCUUUUUAAGAGCAAUGUGUUGGGAGUGUGUCAGAUUUUUUUUUUUUUUUUUUUUUUGGCGUUUGUACAAAGUGUAUAAAAAAAAGACAAAAAGGCAUGUUUCUUUUAUGGGUUUUGGAACAUAUAUUUAAGUUUUCUCUUUUGUAAGUUUGACUCUUUUGUAACUUAAAAAAAGAAGUUUCCUUUAUUUUUGUACCACUGAAAAGGACUGUGGGUGCUGUAAUAGCUGUGGGCUGUGGGAAGCUGUUCCUGCUGGAGGUGGACCAUAGACGCACCAAGUGCCAUAUCGCUGAAAGGGCCUAAUCCUAUCCGUGAUAGACAUUGAGAUUCUUCUGGAGGAGGCCACUAUACCCCGCCACCUUUAGGGCAUGACUCUGCAGAGUUCCUCUCCCCAUGGGGAGAAGACACCCUUGCUAUUGAAACAAUGCAGACCCUAACUGACAAAACCAGGAAGUAGAUGUGUCCAGAACAAGACAUCAAAACUAACAGGUUUGCUGGGGCGAGUUUGUUCCCAUCAAAGUAAAGCUCACACCCAGGAAAGGACUGAAUUCAUUAGUAGAAAUGCACAGCCUUUCUUUUCGUAGUGCCUUUAUUGUAAAGUUAUUAUGAAAUAUUAUUCCCUAAUAUUAAGAGUCAGAAUGGAAUUCAAUGCCAGACAAUAACAAUGUAUCCAAACUUUUCGUCAAACUGUAAAAGUGAACAUGCAUGCACUCUCUUGAAUAGAAAUAUUUAUCCAUGCUCAUCUUCAAAAACAGUAUACCUGUUGGGACUGCACUUCUGGAACAUUCCCGGAUUGAUUCUCACUGGUUGAUUCGCAUGGAUAAAUUUGUAACAUUAGAGACGGCACUAGGUGAAAGCCCGUUCAACUACCUACAGUAUGAGCACUUCCUGUCAGACUUGAAGAACGCCCUGAUGAUGGAUCCCGGCUGAAAUAAGUUGUCUUGCUGCCAGCCAUGAUUACUCAAUGUACUCCUUCCCAUCCCAGAGGUGUCCCAACACAGAGAGGAGAAGGUUGGUGUUCUUUUAAAUAUGUAUGUGUCUGUACAGCUACCAUUGUUUGAACUUCCACCUCUGUUAAACUGGUUGUUUCUUCUCUAGAGCUGAACUGUUUCAUGUGUUCAGUACGUCUGUGUUAAGUGAUUCCUGGACGCUUGCAAGGUUUUUAUUUUCUCUUUGGAGCUUGUUGUCAAUGUUUGGUUGAAUGUGUUCAGUGUAAAUUAAACUGCAUAUGACCACUUUUGGAAUUUUA
Messenger RNA from Conger conger (European conger), 4037 nucleotides. RefSeq names its product serine/threonine-protein phosphatase 2A 56 kDa regulatory subunit gamma isoform-like. Gene Ontology annotation, cellular component: protein phosphatase type 2A complex; cytosol; nucleus. Gene Ontology annotation, biological process: signal transduction; protein dephosphorylation. The transcript is spliced from 16 exons. Gene Ontology annotation, molecular function: protein phosphatase activator activity. NCBI's taxonomy places the organism in Eukaryota, Metazoa, Chordata, Actinopteri, Anguilliformes, Congridae. The coding region runs from base 76 to 1824 and encodes 582 amino acids. The record is from RefSeq and is a predicted model, not a curated record.